This is a messenger RNA of Coccidioides posadasii C735 delta SOWgp, 942 nucleotides long. RefSeq lists its product as uncharacterized. Gene Ontology annotation, biological process: sterol biosynthetic process. Gene Ontology annotation, cellular component: endoplasmic reticulum membrane. Lineage: Eukaryota; Fungi; Ascomycota; Eurotiomycetes; Onygenales; Onygenaceae. The record is from RefSeq and is a predicted model, not a curated record. Gene Ontology annotation, molecular function: iron ion binding; C-4 methylsterol oxidase activity.
AUGGCAUCCCCGAUGGAGCGUCUCAUCACCAGCCUGACUAAAGGCGCCUCCGUGGAGACAAUAUGGACCAACAUUACCGGCUCCUUUUCCCCGGCGGUCAUUGAAUUCUUCGGCACCCUCAGCGUCCAGCUUGUCACCUUCUGGCUCCCAUCACUCUUCUUCUUGUCCCUGGACAUCUGGGCGCCGUCCUUCUCUAACCGACACAAGCUCCAGCCCAUCCCCAAGCAACCGACGAGCAAGGAAAUCAAAUCCUGCGUUCUCCUCGUCCUGCGGAACCAAAUCAUCAAUUCCAUCCUGCACAUCAUCCUCAUCUUCAUCUCUCCGCAACGCCCCUACCGAAUCGAACCCUCACUCCCUACUCUCCCCGAAAUCGCCCGGGAUUUUAUCAUCUCCCUCCUGAUCCGCGAAGCCCUAUUCUACUACAGCCACCGGCUCCUCCACCACCGCAUCUUCUACGCACGAAUCCACAAGCUUCACCACCGUUUCACCGCGCCAGUCGCACUCGCAGCCCAAUACGCGCAUCCGAUCGAACACAUCGUCGCGAAUGUCUUGCCCAUAACACUCCCACCGGCGCUACUAAGGAGCCACAUCUUGACCUUCUGGACGUUCCUUGCCUACGAGCUGUCCAAUACAGCACUUGUCCACAGUGGAUAUGAUUUCUUCAGCGGGAUAGCCAAGAUGCAUGAUUUGCAUCAUGAGAAAUUCAAUUUGAAUUAUGGGUCAAUUGGAUUACUAGAUUGGUUUCAUGGCACGGAUAAACUGCACAAGCGCACUGCGUAGUGAAUGAUUGACAUUAUUUACAUGUAUAUAUGAGUCAAUAUGCGAAGAAUAUAUGAGGAGCAGAGAGCUAUUGGGGUAGGGGGAAGUCUUCACAGGUCCAGAACUUGGUGAAAAGUUAACUGGAUAGUUAACUUAUAGCUAGAGCGCAGCGCGGAAAUACUC